This is a messenger RNA of Drosophila hydei, 1559 nucleotides long. It is a transcript of the gene und, whose product is annotated as methionine aminopeptidase 2. The transcript is spliced from 3 exons. The record is from RefSeq and is a predicted model, not a curated record. Gene Ontology annotation, molecular function: metalloaminopeptidase activity. Lineage: Eukaryota; Metazoa; Arthropoda; Insecta; Diptera; Drosophilidae. Bases 112 to 1461 code for a protein of 449 amino acids. Gene Ontology annotation, biological process: proteolysis.
AUAUCGUUUUUUAAGGUAGCAACACAUCACUAACCUCGUGCUCUCCUUUCAUCGCCAUUAUUGCUCAGUAGCCGCAAGUGUAUUUUAUAAUUUUUUGCAAAUACAUUAAAUAUGUCAGCUGUGGAAGCAUUGAAUGUCGAGGAUGCCAUAACAGUAGUGGCCGGCAGCGACGAUGCCAAGAAACAAAAGAAGCCAAAGCCGAACAAUAAAAAAUUGAGACAAGAAGCCGCAGCAAAGAAAAUCGCCGAGGGUGGCGAAUCUGAAGCCGCCACCAAUGGCGAAGCCGAGAAAAAAGCGCCAAUCGCUGUGCCACCCAUGAAGAAGAAGAACAAAGGCAAAAAAUCUGGUCAAACAGAUCCACCCAGCAUACCUAUAUCCGAGCUCUUUGCCAAUGGCAACUAUCCGGAGGGUCAGAUAAUGGAUCAUCCAAUACCGAAGGAUAUGGCCGACGAUCGCACCGCCAAAGAUCGCUAUACGUCGGAGGAAAAGCGUGCGUUAGAUCGCAUGAACAACGACAUCUACAAUGAGCUCCGCCAAGCUGCCGAAGCGCAUCGCCAGACACGUCAAUAUAUGCAAAAAUAUAUCAAGCCAGGCAUGACCAUGAUCCAGAUAUGCGAAGAAUUGGAAAAUACCGCUCGCCAAUUGAUUGGGGAGAAUGGCUUGGAGGCUGGCUUGGCCUUUCCAACUGGCUGUUCACUUAAUCAUUGCGCUGCACAUUACACACCCAAUGCGGGCGAUACUACUGUGCUGCAAUACGAUGAUGUGUGCAAAAUUGAUUUUGGCACCCACAUCAAGGGUCGCAUCAUUGAUUGCGCCUUCACAUUGACCUUUAACAAUAAGUAUGAUAAGCUCCUGCAGGCGGUGAAGGAGGCAACCAAUACGGGCAUUAAGGAAGCGGGCAUUGAUGUGCGUCUAUGCGAUGUUGGCUCGGCCAUACAGGAGGUAAUGGAAUCGUACGAAAUCGAGCUGGAUGGCAAGACCUAUCCGAUCAAGGCUAUACGUAAUUUAAACGGACAUUCUAUUAGCCCGUACCGUAUUCAUGCUGGCAAAACGGUGCCCAUUGUUAAGGGUGGUGAGUCCACGCGCAUGGAAGAGGAUGAGUUCUAUGCUAUUGAGACGUUUGGCUCGACGGGUCGUGGAUUGGUCCACGAUGACAUGGACUGUUCGCAUUAUAUGAAGAACUUUGAUUUGCCAUUUGUGCCGCUGCGUUUGCAGUCAUCCAAACAGCUAUUGGGCACCAUUAACAAGCAUUUCGGUACAUUGGCUUUCUGUAAACGUUGGCUGGAUCGCGCAGGCGCUACGAAAUACCAAAUGGCACUUAAGGAUCUGUGUGACAAGGGCAUCGUGGAGGCCUAUCCGCCAUUGUGCGACAUCAAGGGUUGCUAUACGGCACAGUAUGAGCAUACCAUUAUCUUGCGGCCCACCUGCAAAGAGAUUGUCUCUCGCGGUGAUGAUUAUUAAAUAUGAUAUAUGAAUACAGUCUGGAACAUGAAACGCUUGCACGGGCAAUUAACAUUUUGUAGCAUGCAUUAUAUAUUAUACACAUAUAUUAACUACAG